UAUGCACUGUCUGGAGGGUGGGGACUGGCGCGGGUAGAAAACGGGAUGCCUCAGGCUCCGGGGCAGGCUUUUGGCCGCUAGGAGCAGGCUGAGGCGCGGACCCAAAGGAGCGAGCGCGAACCGAAGCGCUGCCGCUGCUCCGUGCGACGCGCGCCCACCUCUGGGGAAAGGAACGGCGAGGCCGGGGGCCGUCGCGGGGAUGGAGCGCGGGACGGCGGCGGCUGCGUGCGCGCUGCUCCUGUGGCUCGCCGCCUGCCCGGCUCCGGUCGGUGGCCAAGAAUGUCACAGUGGGCAUUUUCGUUGUGGAAACGGACAUUGCAUCCCUCUGUCUUGGAGAUGUGAUGGAACCAGAGAUUGCUUGGAUGACACAGAUGAAGCUGGCUGCCCUCAUCCCUCCUGCCAUCCGGGCUUUUUCCAGUGUCAGAGUGAUGGGGCCUGUAUCCCACACUCCUGGGUAUGUGACAGUGAUCUGGACUGCCAGGACGGCUCAGAUGAACAGCAGCAGCAUUGCCCUGGGAGAACAUGCUCGAGUCACCAGAUGACGUGCUCCAAUGGUCAGUGCGUCCCCCGCGAGUACAGAUGCGACCGCGUCAGAGACUGCUCGGAUGGAACUGAUGAGAGAGACUGCCAAUACCCAACAUGUGAGCAGCUCACCUGUGCCAACGGAGCCUGCUACAACACAAGUCAAAAGUGUGAUGGGAAAGUUGAUUGCAGGGACUCCUCUGAUGAAGCCAACUGCACUGGGCUGUGUCUACACAACGAGUUUCAGUGUGACAACGGAGAUUGUAUCCCUCGCUCCUUUGUCUGUGACCAUGACUUUGAUUGCAAUGACAACAGUGACGAACAUUCUUGCACCUACCCGACCUGCAGUGGCAACCAGUUCACUUGCUCUAAUGGCCAGUGCAUUCAUCAAAAUUGGGUUUGCGAUGGAGAACAAGACUGUGGUGAUCAUGGAGAUGAAAAUGGAUGUGAUAACAGUCAUCGUUAUCAUAAGUGUUACCCUAGAGAGUGGGCCUGCCCACAGUCUGGACAAUGCAUCCCGAUUAAUAAAGUUUGUGAUGGGAUUUUAGAUUGUCCAGGAGGAGAAGAUGAAAACAGUACCGCUGACGGAAGAUCUUGUAGUAUGACUCAGUGUCCUACCUUGAACUGUGAGUACCAGUGCCACCAGACACCAUCCGGAGGCAGCUGUUUUUGUCCCCCAGCUUCUAUCAUCAACCAGAAUGACAGCCGUACCUGUAUUGAUUUUGAUGACUGCCAGAUAUGGGGAAUUUGUGACCAGAAGUGUGAAUACCAAUUUGGACAUCACCGUUGCCUCUGUGAAGAAGGCUAUAUCUUGGAGCGUGAGCAGCACUGCAAAGCUAAUGAUUCCUUUGAUGAGGCCUCCAUCAUCUUCUCCAAUGGUCGGGAUGUGCUAAUGGGUGACAUUCAUGGAAGGAGCCUCCAGAUCCUAGUACAGUCCCAAAAUCGUGGCGUGGCCGUGGGUGUGGAUUUUCACUAUCGCCUACGCAGAGUCUUUUGGACAGACACCGUGCAAGAUAAGGUUUUUUCAAUUGACAUUAAUGGUUUAAAUAUCCAAGAAGUUCUCAAUGUUUCUGUUGAUGCUCCAGAGAAUCUGGCUGUGGACUGGGUUAAUAAUAAACUGUAUCUGGUGGAGACCAAGGUCAACCGCAUAGAUGUGGCAAAUUUGGAUGGAAGUCAGCGGUUUACCCUCAUAACUGAGGACUUGGGGCAUCCUAGAGGACUUGCCCUAGACCCAACUGUUGGCUACUUAUUUUUCUCUGAUUGGGCAAGCCUUUCUGGGGAACCUAAGUUGGAAAGGGCUUUCAUGGAUGGCAGCAACCGUAAAGACUUGGUGAAGACAAAGCUAGGGUGGCCUGCUGGAAUCACACUGGAUAUGAUAUCAAAGCGCAUUUACUGGGUGGAUUGCCGGUAUGAUUACAUCGAGACGGUCACUUACGAUGGAGUUCAAAGGAAGACAGUCAUGCGUGGAGGCUCACUAGUUCCUCAUCCCUUUGGAAUAAGCUUGUUUGAAGGUCAUGUGUUCUACACUGAUUGGACAAAGAUGGCUGUGAUGAAAGCAAACAAGUUCACGGAGACCAACCCUCAAGUGUUCCACCAGUCUUCUCUGAGGCCCUAUGGAGUGACUGUUUACCAUGCACUCAGGCAGCCCAAUGCUAGCAAUCCUUGUGAGAGUAACAACGGGGGCUGCGAGCAGGUCUGUCUCCUGAGCCACAGAACAGACAAUGGUGGCUUGGGUUACCGCUGCAAGUGCUUAUUUGGCUUCCAGCUGGAUCAGGAUGAGCGCCACUGUAUCGCUGUGAAGAAUUUCCUGAUCUUUUCAUCGGAAUCGGCUAUUCGUGGAAUUCCAUUCAGCAUCUCUACCCAGGAAGACGUCAUGGUUCCCCUAACAGGGAGUCCCUCUUUUUUUCUUGGGAUUGAUUUUGAUGCCCAGGAGAGCACUAUCUUUUAUUCAGAUACAUCAAGAGACAUGAUUUAUAAACAAAAGAUUGAUGGCACAGGAAGAGAAAUCCUUACAGCUAAUAGGGUGGAAAAUGUUGAAAGUCUGGCUUUUGACUGGAUUUCAAGGAAUCUCUAUUGGAUAGAUACUUCUUACAAGAGUGUCAGUGUCAUGAGGCUAGCUGAUAAAUCGAGACGCACAAUAGUUGAGCAUUUAAAUAACCCACGAGCAAUCGUAGUCCAUCCUAUUUCUGGGUAUAUAUUCUUCAGUGAUUGGUUCCGUCCUGCUAAAAUUAUGAGAGCCUGGUGUGAUGGAUCUCACCUUGUGCCUAUAGUAAACACUACUAUUGGAUGGCCCAAUGGUUUGGCCAUCGAUUGGGGUGCUUUACGGUUGUACUGGGUAGAUGCCUUUUUUGAUACAAUUGAGCACAGCACCUUUGAUGGUUUAGACAGAAAAAGACUGAGCCGUAUACAGCAGAUGACGCAUCCCUUUGGAAUAACUGUCUUCCAGGAUUAUGUAUUUGUUACUGACUGGAUGCUCCAAGGUAUUAUUCAAGUCAGGAAAACAGAUGGUAGACAAGUGACAGUUAUUCGAAGUGGCAUCAGUAACAUAAUGCAUGUGAAAUCAUACGAUGUCAACAUCCAGACAGGCUCUAACUUCUGCGGUCAACCCACACAUCCUAAUGGGGACUGCAGCCACUUCUGCUUCCCAGUGCCCAACUUCCAGCGGGUGUGUGGCUGUCCCUAUGGGAUGAGGCUGGCUUCCAAUCACUUAACCUGCGAGGGAAACCAGGCCAGUGAGCCACCCACGCAACAGUGUGGCUCUUUCUCCUUCUCCUGUGACAAUGGCAGAUGUGUGCCCAGCUACUACCGCUGUGAUGGAUUCAAUGACUGUCAUGACAACAGUGAUGAGCAUCUAUGUGGCACAUCUAAUAAUACCUGCUCACCCUCGGCGUUCACCUGUGACCACGGAGAGUGUAUCCCUGCACACUGGCGCUGCGAUAAGCACAAUGACUGUGUGGAUGGCAGUGAUGAGCGCAACUGCCCUUCCCACACUCCUGCCUCCUGCCCGGCCUGGGCCUACACCUGUGAUAAUAACGCGUGUAUCCCCAGGAACUGGGUCUGUGAUACAGACAACGACUGUGGGGAUGGAUCUGAUGAAAAGAACUGCCAUUCAACAGGGACAUGUCAACCUAGUCAGUUUCAUUGCCCGGAUCAUCGAUGUCUUGACCCAGCAUAUGUCUGUGAUGGAGACAGGGACUGUGUCGAUGGAUCUGAUGAAGCUGGUUGUGUAUUUAACUGCACAAAUUCUCAAUUCAAGUGUGCUGAUGGGAAUGGCUGCAUUAGCAACAUUAAUCGUUGUGAUGGUGUUUUUCACUGCAGUGACAACUCCGAUGAGGCAGGCUGUCCAACCAGACCCCCUGGCAUGUGCCAUUCAGAUGAAUUUCAGUGCCAAGCAGAUGGUUACUGCAUCCCAGAUGUUUGGGAGUGUGAUGGGCAUUCAGACUGUGUUGAUGGAUCUGAUGAACACCAUGGCUGCAUCCCCAAGACCUGUGCUCCAUCUCAAUUCCACUGUGACAACGGAAACUGUAUCCCCAAACAUUGGCUCUGUGAUGGGGACAAUGACUGCAGGGAUUUGAGUGAUGAGAAGGACUGUCCUACUCAACCCUUUCACUGUCCCAGUUGGCAGUGGCAGUGCCCUGGCUAUAGCAUCUGUGUGAAUCUGAGUGCACUGUGUGAUAACGUCUUUGACUGCCCCAAUGGGACAGAUGAGUCCCCACUUUGCAAUGAACCCCAGCCAGACCAGGCGAGCUGCUCAGAUUUCAAUGGUGGUUGUACUCACCAGUGUAUUCAAGGACCUUUUGGAGCUAGUUGUCUAUGUCCGUUGGGAUACCAACUUGCUAAUGAUUCUAAGACCUGUGAAGACAUAGAUGAAUGUGAUAAUCCAGGCUUUUGUAGCCAGCACUGUUUCAAUAUGAGAGGUUCUUUCCGGUGCUCAUGUGAUAAUGAAUACAUGUUAGAAGGUGAUGGGAGGACCUGCAAAGCUAUAGCAUCUGAAAAUCUGCUAUUACUUGUGGCAAGUCAGAGCCGAAUUGUUGCUGACAACAUCACCUCCCAGGUCCACAAUAUCUACUCAUUGGUCCAAGGUGGUUCUAACAUUGUAGCUGUUGAUUUUGAUUCAGUCAGUGGUCGGAUCUUUUGGUCUGAUGCAAGUCAGGGUAAAACCUGGAGUGUGUUUCAAAAUGGAACAGACCGAAGAGUGGUACUUGACAGUGGUGUUGUUAUGACACAAUCUAUUGCGGUAGAUUGGGUAGGUCGUAAUCUCUACUGGACAGACUACGCCCUGGAAACAAUUGAGGUCUCAAGAAUAGAUGGGAGCUACAGGACUGUGCUGAUCAGUAAAAAUGUGACAAAUCCAAGGGGACUAGCGUUAGAUCCCAGAAUGAGUGACCAUCUAAUGUUCUGGUCUGACUGGGGCCAUCAUCCUCGUAUUGAGCGAGCCAGCAUGGACGGUAGUUUGCGCACUAUCAUUAUCCAGGACAAAAUCGUCUUGCCCUGUGGCUUGACUAUUGACUAUCCCAACAGACUGAUCUACUUCAUGGAUUCCUAUCUCGACUAUAUAGAUGUCUGUGAUUAUUAUGGACACCAUCGGAGGCAGGUGGUAGCUGGUGAUUUGAUUCUGCGGUAUCCCUACGCCCUCUCUGUCUUUGAAGAUACCGUGUACUGGACUGAUGUUACUACUCACCAGGUGAUGAAAGCCAAUAAGUGGCACGGAGGGAACCAGUCAGUUGUGAUGUUCAAUGUUCACCAACCCCUUGGCAUCGUCGUGGUUCAUCCUUCAAAGCAACCGGAAUCCACGAAUCCCUGUGCCUCUGCCCACUGCAGCCAUCUGUGCCUGCUCUCCUCACAAGGGCCCAACUUCUUCUCCUGUGCUUGUCCUUCGGGAUGGAAUCUCUCUCAUGAUUCUGUGAAUUGUGUGCGAGAUGAACAACCUUUCUUAAUAAGUGUAAGACAGCGCAUAAUUUUCGGAAUCUCUCUUAAUCCUGAGGAGAAGAGCAAUGAUGCUAUGGUUCCCAUAUCAGGAAUACAGAAUGGUUUUGAUGUUGAAUUUGAUGACUCAGAGCAGUUCAUCUACUGGGCUGAGAAUCCAGGUGAAAUUCACAGAGUGAAGACAAACGGUAGCAACAGAACCGUGUUUGCUCCUCUGUCUCUACACGGAACAUCCAUGAGCCUGGCCUUAGACUGGAUAUCAAAAAACAUGUACUAUACCAAUCCUCGAAGUCAGUCUAUUGAGGUUUUGACCCUCCGGGGAGAUACCAGAUACAGAAAAACCCUGAUUACCAAUGAUGGGACAGCUCUUGGAGUUGGUUUUCCAAUUGGCAUAACUGUUGAUCCUGUUCGUGGAAAACUGUACUGGUCAGACCACGGAACGGACAGUGGGGUUCCUGCCAAGAUUGCAAGUGCAAAUAUGGAUGGCACAUCUUUAAAAACUCUCUUCACUGGGAACCUUGAUCAUCUGGAGUUUAUCACCCUUGACAUCCAGGAGCAGAAACUCUACUGGGCAGUCACUAGCAGAGGAGUGAUUGAAAGAGGAAACGUGGACGGGACAGAGCGAAUGAUCCUGGUGCACCACCUUUCUCACCCGUGGGGAAUCGCAGUCUACGAGUCCUUCCUUUACUAUGCUGAUGAGCAAUAUGAGGUCAUUGAAAGAGUAGACAAGUCCUCGGGGGCCAACAAAGUGGUCCUGAGAGAUAAUGUUCCUAAUCUGAGAGGCCUUCGAGUUUAUCACAGACGCAAUACCACCGAGUCCUCAAACGGCUGUAGCAACAACGUGAAUGCCUGUCAGCAGAUUUGCCUGCCUGUGCCAGGAGGACUGUUUUCCUGUGCCUGUGCCACUGGAUUUAAACUCAAUCCCGAUCAUCGGACCUGCUCUCUAUAUAACUCUUUCAUUGUUGUUUCAAUGCUGUCUGCAAUUAGAGGCUUUAGCGUGGAAUUGUCAGAUCAUUCUGAAGCUAUGGUGCCUGUGGCCGGCCAAGGUCGAAAUGCAUUGCAUGUGGAUGUUGAUAUGUCCUCUGGCUUUAUUUACUGGUGCGAUUUUAGCAGCUCCGUGAGAUCUUACAAUGCAAUCCGUAGGAUCAAACCAGAUGGGUCUUCUUUUGCAAGCAUCAUUACAAACGGGAUAGGGGCAAAUGGAGUCCGGGGUAUUGCGGUGGAUUGGGUAGCAGGAAAUCUUUAUUUCACCAAUGCCUUUGUGUCUGAAACACUCAUAGAAGUUCUUCGGAUCAAUACCACCUAUCGCCGUGUUCUCCUUAAAGUCACAGUGGAUAUGCCUCGGCAUAUAGUUGUAGACCCCAAGAACAGAUACCUCUUCUGGGCUGACUAUGGACAGAAACCAAAGAUUGAACGUUCUCUUCUUGACUGUACCAAUCGAACUGUGCUUGUAUCAGAUGGCAUUGUCACACCACGGGGCUUGGCAGUGGACCGUAGCAAUGGCUAUAUUUAUUGGGUUGAUGAUUCUUUAGAUAUCAUAGCAAGGAUCCAUCCUAAUGGUGGCGGAUCAGAAGUGGUUCGUUACGGCAGUCGUUACCCAACUCCCUAUGGCAUCACUGUUUUUCAAAAUUCUAUCAUAUGGGUAGAUAGGAAUUUGAAAAAAGUCUUCCAAGCUAGCAAGGAACCAGCAAACACAGAGCCUCCAACAGUGAUAAGAGACAAUAUCAACUGGCUAAGAGAUGUGACCAUCUUUGAUGAGACUGUCCAGCCCCGGUCGCCGUCAGAAGUCAACAACAACCCUUGCUUGGAGAAUAAUGGUGGGUGCUCCCAUCUUUGCUUCGCUUUGCCUGGUUCGAACACUCCAAAAUGUGGCUGUGCCUUUGGAACUUUGGAAAGUGAUGGCAAGAACUGUGCAAUUUCAACAGAAAAUUUCCUCAUCUUUGCCUUGGAUAAUUCCUUGAGAAGUUUACAUUUGGACCCUGAAAAUCACAGCCCACCUUUCCAAGCAAUAGAUGUGGAAAGAAAUGCCAUAGCUGUGGACUAUGACAACAUAAAUAAUAGAAUCUACCUCACACAACAAGUAGUCUCUGGACCUGGCCAGAUUUCCUAUGUCAGCUUGUAUUCAGGGAACCAUUCUCCAACUGUCAUUGCUUCAGAUAUAGGGACCCCUGAUGGUAUUGCCUUUGACUGGAUCAACAGGAGAAUUUACUACAGUGACUUCUCCAACCAGACGAUUAAUUCCAUGGCUGAAGAUGGAUCCAAGCGCACCCUAAUAGCCCGUGUUUCAAAACCAAGAGCAAUUGUGUUAGAUCCCUGCCGAGGGUACAUGUAUUGGACUGACUGGGGUACGAAUGCCAAAAUCGAGAGAGCCACACUGGGAGGAAACUUCCGGGUACCCAUUGUGAAUACUAGCCUGGUUUGGCCCAAUGGACUCACUCUGGACUAUGAGACGGACCUUCUCUACUGGGCGGAUGCUAGCCUGCGGAAGAUUGAACGCAGCACUCUAACAGGCACAGAACGGGAAGUCAUUGUCAACACAGCCUUUCAUGCUUUUGGCCUAACUGUCUAUGAUCAAUAUAUUUACUGGACUGACUUAUACACACAAAAAAUUUACCGGGCUAACAAAUAUGAUGGGUCAGAUCAGAUUGCGAUGACCACGAAUUUGCCCAUGCGACCUAAGGGUAUUUGCACUGUUGUGAAACACCAGCAGCGGCAGUGCAGCAAUCCCUGUGAUCAGUUUAAUGGGGGCUGCAGCCAUAUCUGUGUACCAGGUCCAAAUGGUGCUGAGUGCCAGUGUCCGCAUGAGGGUCAGUGGUAUCUGGCCAACAAUAAUAAGCACUGCAUCGUGGACAGUGGUUCCCGGUGUGUUGCAUCCCAGUUCACCUGCCUCAAUGGGCGCUGCAUCUCUGAGCAGUGGAAAUGCGAUAACGACAAUGACUGUGGGGACAACAGCGAUGAGCUGCAGAGCGUCUGUGCAUUUCACACCUGCCCGCCAACAGCCUUCACCUGUGCCAACGGGCGCUGUGUCCAGUACCAUUACCGCUGUGAUUACUACAAUGACUGUGGUGACAACAGUGAUGAGGAAGGGUGCCUGUUCAGGAACUGUAACAGCACCACGGAGUUUACUUGCAGUAAUGGAAGGUGCAUACCUCAAAGCUUUGUCUGUGAUGGCAGAAACAACUGCUAUGAUAAUGGCACUUCAGAUGAGAGAAAUUGCCCUCCUCGCACUUGCUCACCUGGAUUCACAAAAUGUCAAAGUACAAAUAUUUGUAUUCCCCGACUUUACUUGUGUGAUGGAGACAAUGACUGUGGAGAUUUGAGUGAUGAAAACCCUACUUUCUGCACCACUCACACAUGCAGGAACACUGAAUUCCAGUGCACAUCUGGGCGCUGUAUUCCUCAACAUUGGCAUUGUGAUCAAGAAGUAGAUUGUCCGGAUGGCUCCGAUGAACCUGCCUCUUGUGCUUUUUCAGCACAACCUCCACGAACAUGUUCAAGUCAAGAGUUCAGAUGCGAUAGUGGGAGGUGCAUCCCUAAAGAUUGGAUCUGUGAUGGUGCAAAUGACUGUGGGGACAUGAGUGAUGAAGAUCAAAGGCACCACUGUGGGACUAAAAACUGCUCCGGUUCCCAGUUUAUGUGUGUCAACCCCACAGGCUGCAUUCCCCAAGUCUGGGUCUGUGAUGGGGAUGCAGACUGUGCUGAUGCUGCUGAUGAAAAUCAGAACUGCACCAGGAGAUCUUGCUCUGAAAAUGAAUUCACCUGCAGGAACGGGCUGUGUGUCCGACCGUCAUUCAGGUGUGACCGGCGCAAUGACUGUGGUGACUACAGUGAUGAGAGAGACUGCUCAUACCCGACCUGCCAUGACUUUGAGUUCACCUGUCAGAAUGGGCGCUGUAUCCAUAACAUGUUUCUCUGUGAUGGGCAAAAUGACUGUGGAGACCAAAGUGAUGAGUUUGAGCACAUGUGCCACACCCCGGAAGCCACAUGCCCCCCUCAUCAAUUCAAGUGUGACAAUGGGCACUGCAUUGAGAUGGUGAAAGUCUGCAACCACCUAGAUGACUGUACGGACAACAGUGAUGAGAAAGGCUGUGGCAUUAACGAGUGCCAUGACUCUUCAAUCAGUGGCUGUGAUCACAACUGCACAGACACCCUAACCAGUUUCUAUUGUUCCUGUCGUCCUGGGUACAAGCUUAUGUCUGACAAGCGGACUUGUGUUGACAUUGAUGAGUGCAAGGAGAUGCCCUAUGUCUGUAGCCAGAAGUGUGAGAAUGAAAUUGGCUCCUACAUCUGUAAGUGUGCCCCAGGCUACAUCCGAGAGCCAGAUGGGAAGACUUGCCGGCAGAACAGUGACAUCGAGCCCUAUCUUAUUUUUAGCAACCGUUACUAUCUGAGAAACUUAACUACAGAUGGCCACCUUUACUCCCUCAUUUUGCAAGGACUGGGCAAUGUUGUAGCACUGGAUUUUGACCGUGUAGAGAAGAGACUGUAUUGGAUUGAUAUCCAGAAGCAAGUCAUUGAGAGAAUGUUUCUGAAUAAGACAAACAGAGAGGUAAUUAUAAGUCACAAACUACCAGCUGCAGAAAGUCUGGCUGUCGACUGGGUUGCCAGAAAGCUCUAUUGGGUGGAUGCCCACCUGGAUUGCCUCUUCGUCUCUGACCUCGAAGGUCGAUACCGCCUCACCCUGGCCCAGCACUGUGUGGAUGCCAAUGGCACCUUCUGCUUUGAAAAUCCCAGAGGACUUGUGCUUCACCCUCAAUAUGGGCAUGUCUACUGGGCAGACUGGGGUCACCGUGCAUACAUUGCAAGAGUAGGCAUGGAUGGAACCAAUAAGUCUGUGAUCAUCUCUACCAAGUUAGAAUGGCCCAAUGCUAUCACCAUUGACUACACCAAUGAUCACUUGUACUGGGCAGAUGCUCACCUGGGUUAUAUUGAGUACUCUGAUUUGGAGGGCCGCCAUCGACACACAGUGUAUGAUGGGACGCUACCUCAUCCCUUUGCUAUCACGGUUUUUGAAGACACUGUUUAUUGGACGGACUGGAACACGAGGACAGUUGAAAAGGGAAACAAAUACGAUGGAUCAAAUAGGAUGAUGCUGGUGAACACAACACACAGACCCUUUGACAUCCACGUGUAUCACCCGUACAGGCAGCCCAUUAUGAACAAUCCUUGUGGCAUCAACAAUGGUGGCUGUUCUCAUCUCUGCCUCAUCAAAGCAGGAGGAAAAGGAUUCACCUGCGAGUGUCCAGACGACUUCCAGACCCUUCACACAGGCGGCACCACACGCUGCCUGCCCAUGUGCUCCAGCACCCAAUUCCUGUGUGCUAACAAUGAAAAGUGUAUUCCCAUUUGGUGGAAAUGUGAUGGACAGAGAGACUGUUCUGAUGGCUCUGAUGAAUCGGCCCUGUGCCCUCAGCGCUACUGCCGGCUUGGACAGUUCCAGUGCAAGGAUGGCAACUGCACUAGCUCACGGACCUUGUGCAAUGCUCGCCAGGAUUGUCCCGAUGGGUCUGAUGAAGAACAUGCCCUCUGUGAUAACCACCGGUGUGAGUCCAAUGAGUGGCAGUGUGCCAACAAGCGUUGCAUCCCGGAAGCCUGGCAGUGUGACACAGUGAACGACUGUGGGGACAACUCAGACGAAGAGAGCUCCCACUGUGCCAGCAGGACCUGCCGGCCAGGCCAGUUUAAGUGUGACAAUGGCCGCUGCAUCCCUCAGUCGUGGAAGUGUGAUGUAGAUAAUGACUGUGGAGACCAUUCAGAUGAGCCAAUCCCGGAAUGCCUGACAUCCGCACAUAACUGUGACAACCAUACGGAAUUCAGCUGUAAAACCAACUACCGCUGCAUCCCACGGUGGGCUGUGUGCAAUGGUGUCGAUGACUGCAGGGACAACAGUGAUGAACAAGGCUGCGAGGACAGGACAUGUAAUCCUUCGGGAGAAUUCCGAUGUAAAAAUCACCACUGCAUCCCUCUUCGCUGGAAAUGUGAUGAGCACAAUGACUGUGGGGAUAACUCGGAUGAGGAGAACUGUGUCCCCCGGGAGUGCACAGAGAGUGAGUUUCGAUGUGCCAAUCAACAAUGCAUUCCUUCUCUGUGGAUCUGUGACCAAGACAAUGACUGUGGGGACAACUCAGAUGAGCGGGACUGUGACAUGAGGACCUGCCAUCCUGACUAUUUUCAGUGUACCAGCGGACACUGUGUGCCCAACCAUAUAAAAUGUGAUGGAAGAGCCGACUGUUUGGAUGCCUCUGAUGAAGCUAGUUGUCCCACUCGCUUUCCCAAUGGUACAUACUGCCCAGCUACUAUGUUUGAAUGUAAAAACCACGUUUGCAUCCAGUCACUUUGGAAAUGUGAUGGUGAUAAUGACUGUGGCGAUGGCUCUGAUGAAGAACUUCAUCUGUGCUUGGGUGUUCCCUGUGAUCCACCACACCGUUUCCGGUGUGACAACAGCCGCUGUAUAUAUAGUCAUCGGCAGUGCAAUGGUGUGGAUGACUGUGGAGAUGGGACUGAUGAGAAAGAAGAACACUGUAGACCACCAACGCCUAGACCUUGUACACAAGAUGAAUUUAAAUGUAGCAGUGGACAUUGCAUUUCACAGCACUAUGUGUGUGAUAAUGUUGAUGACUGUGGUGACCAUUCAGAUGAAGCAGGUUGCAAUCUAGGAAAAAAUAGGACAUGUGCUGAAAAUCUAUGUGAACAAAACUGUACUGAAUUAAGUGGAGGAGGAUUUAUCUGCUCCUGUAGACCUGGCUACAAAGCUGGUACUUUGGACAGAAACUCCUGUCAAGACAUCAACGAAUGUGAGCAAUUUGGAGUCUGUCCUCAGAACUGCCAAAAUACCAAAGGGAGCUACGAGUGUUUCUGCGCUGAUGGCUUCAGGUCCAUGAGUGUCCGCUAUGGAGAACGGUGUGCAGCUGAUGGUAACCCUCCUUUAUUGCUACUGCCUGAGAAUGUUCGAAUUCGAAAAUACAAUCUCUCCUCUGAGAAGUUCUCAGACUAUCUUGAAGAUGAAGAGCAUAUCCAAGCUGUUGACUAUGAUUGGGACCCUGAGGGCAUAGGCCUCAGUGUUGUGUAUUAUACUGUGCUGGCACAGGGCUCUGAAUUUGGUGCUAUCAAACGUGCCUACAUCCCCAACUUUGAAUCUGGCAGCAAUAAUCUCAUGCAUGAAGAUGACUUGGGCCUGAAAUAUGUAAUGCAGCCAGAUGGAUUAGCAGUUGACUGGGUUGGAAGGCAUAUUUACUGGUCAGAUGCCAUGAAUCAACGAAUUGAGGUGGCUAGACUUGAUGGAAGGUACCGGAAGUGGCUGAUUACCACCCAGCUGGAUCAGCCAGCAGCAAUUGUUGUGAAUCCAAAACUAGGGCUCAUGUAUUGGACUGACUGGGGGAAAGAGCCUAAAAUUGAGUCUGCCUGGAUGAAUGGGGAGCAUCGCAACGUCUUGGUUUCUGAGGACCUUGGGUGGCCGACCGGCCUUUCAAUUGAUUAUUUGAACAAUGACCAGAUCUACUGGAGUGACUUGAAGGAGGACAUUAUUGAAACCAUGAAAUAUGAUGGGACUGACAGGAGAAUCAUUACACAUGGAGCAAUGAAACCUUAUAGUCUGGAUAUCUUUGAAGACCAAUUAUACUGGGUAUCUAAGGAGAAGGGAGAAGUGUGGAAACAAGAUAAAUUUGGGCAAGGAGAGAAAGAGAAAAUGCUGGUCGUGAACCCCUGGCUUACUCAAAUUAGAAUAUUUCAUCAACUCAGAUAUAACAAGUCAGUGGCCAACCCUUGCAAACAAGUAUGCAGCCACCUCUGCUUGCUGAGACCUGGAGGAUACAGCUGUGCCUGUCCCCAAGGCUCCAACUUUUUAAAGGGGAGCACCACUGAGUGUGACGCAGCCAUCGAACUUCCCAUCACCAUGCCCCCCCCAUGCAGGUGUAUGUACGGAGGAAGUUGCUAUUUUGAUGAGAAUGAUCUGCCCAAAUGCAAAUGUGCCAGUGGCUACACCGGACAGUAUUGCGAAAUAGGGUUUUCCAAGGGCAUCCCUCCAGCAACAACGGCCAUGGCUGUGUUGCUGACAAUUCUCUUGAUCGUCAUCGUCGGAGCCCUGGCAACUGUAGGAUUUUUCCACUAUAGGAAGACCGGCUCUCUUCUGCCAGCUCUGCCCAAGCUGCCAAGCUUAAGCAGUCUUGUCAAACCUUCUGAAAAUGGAAAUGGGGUGACCUUCAGGUCAGGGGCAGAUGACAACAUGGAAAUUGGUGUAUCUGGUUUUGGUCCUGAGUCUGCUAUUGACGGAUCAGUGUCAUUGAGUGACCACUUUGCCAUGGAGCUGGGGAAACAGCCUGUAAUAUUUGAAAACCCCAUGUACGUGACCAGAGACUGUGCCGUGAAAGUGGUUCUGCCUGCCGAGGCGGUGGUAGCUGGAAAUGUGGAUGCCAAGAACUAUGAAAGUCCCACAAACCCCCCUGAGACAAGUCCAGGGACAACGCCAGUGUCUCCGGGUGCUGCUGGGAUUCAGGUACCAAGAUGGAAUAUCUUCAAACGAAAGCCGAAACAAACCACCAACUUUGAAAACCCAAUCUAUGCAGAGAUGGACAACGAGCAAAAGGAAGGGGAUGCUGGGGCCCCACCUCCAUCACCAUCUCUCCCUGAUAAAAUUUCUCCAAAAAGAGACCCAACGCCCGGCUACACUGCAACAGAAGACACUUUUAAAGAUACCGCAAACCUUGUGAAAGUUGUUAAAGAAGACUCUGAGGUAUAGCCACGCCAGCUGUUUAGGGAAUCAUUAGAAACACAUUUUUGCACAUGUAUUUUUUACAAACAGAAAAAAUAAGUCCACAUUCAGUACUUUAUAAAAAUAUAUUUUUCUCUGCCUACAGUUGGAAGUGUCUUGUGUGUCUUUUUUUUUUUACUUAUGCCAUUUCCUAUUUUUACAAAUAAUUACCACAAUGUACUAUAUGUAUAUCUUUGCACUGAAGCUAUCUGAAGGCAAUGCUAUAAAUAUAUUGUACAUUUGUAAAUUUUGGAAAGAUUAUCACAUCAUUGAAUCUGCUAAUAAAAAUAUCUGUUGAAUUGGUUGGUGAUUGUUAAAAUAAAUGAUCCAGUGAGGAAAGGAAUUGACUUGACGGCCUUUAGCUGUGCCUGGCAAAGAGGCAUCACACAUAUUUCCUUUGGAAGUAUCCAGGGAAGGAACCCAGACACUAUUCUCUGGUCCAUUCCUACACACCAGCACUUAAUGAAUGUUCAAUAUUACAUUUCAACUUGACUAAUGGGUGUCUUGCUAGAGGCCACGAUGUGUUGUAUAGACAUUUGGGGUUGAUGGUAGAUGCCUCAGAUAGCAGGUAGAAAAAGCAGUUCAACUCCACUCUCUGCAUGUUUGUGUUGUCUGGCCAGAGCACUCUACUUGGCAUGUGUCCUCUCGCUGUUGAGUCAACUUCUGUGUUUGUAACAUCUCUGAAGAAAUGCCAUGUCAUGAAGUACAGGUGUCCUAGAGCAAGGGCACCUUGCUAUAUUUAGUAGAAUGUGUUUAGUAGAAUGAGCUCUUUCCCCAUGUGGACCAUAUAGCCACUCAUGCCCUUGCCCGACAACUCAGGUGGUCACUUACUCCAGUAAGUGGGACUUGGUAGCUGAAUUACUAAAACCAAAUCUGUGUCUUCAUAAAGUAAGGUGCAACACAAAUACCAGUUAAGUGAAGCCUCAACUGGGUUUUUGUUUCUGUGUGUGAAAUGAACAUUUUAAUGACUAUUUAUUUCCAAAGUUGAACACGAAUAGAAAGGGAAGUCAUUCUUAUUGAGCCUUUUUUAGAUCCUUUGCCUACAUCUGUACAUUUGUAUCACAAUGUACUGUACAGCCCUGCCCCUCUCUGGAAUAGUCGGUAGUCUCCACAGCGGGAUCCAGGCAGGAAAACACAGCUGCCAUAGCACGUAGCUUUCCCGGCUCUCUGUGCUAGUCUUGCACAUUUGUUAAACAAUGAAUGAGUGGUUGGAUGGAUGGAUGAAUGAAACAUGUACUACUGAUUAUUUUAUCCCUGAGUUCUCAAGAUAUUUUUUGCUGCUCAUAUUUUGAGUGCUGAUUGUAAUUACUUUGAAAUGUACUUUGAUUAGAAAAGCAACUGGAAAUGAUGCUGCUGAAAAAUUUCUAAUAAAUGUGUAUUUUAUCAGA
Oryctolagus cuniculus (rabbit) is the source of this 15582-nucleotide messenger RNA. NCBI's taxonomy places the organism in Eukaryota, Metazoa, Chordata, Mammalia, Lagomorpha, Leporidae. The record is from RefSeq and is a predicted model, not a curated record.